CGUAUAGGCUGCGGCUGAUUACCGUCACCGGGCAUCGACAUGGCAUGGCUCUCGUUGAGUACCCUCCUCACAUUCGUCAUGUCACACCCACCGGCGACAAAGUUUCCUCGUGACUUCGGCGCUGCACUUCCCGCAGCCGGCACCUUAGCCGGCACGCCGCUCGGGCAUUGUGUAUGGCACGCUCGGAGCCCGUGUCGGAGUCUACUCCAGUCCGUAAGUCCGCUCUAGCGAUGUCAAGUUAACGGCAGCAUCUCUGACAACUCAUACACAAAUUUUUCACAGACAAAUAUUCAAGAGUAGCUACGAGACUGCUUCAGCUGUCGCAAACGCAGAAUUAGCGUACCGCCAUUACUGUGUUACAAAAUGGGCAGCUCUUGACUAAGUCUUUCUACUAUUGGGUUCACCGGAGACAAUCUUUGUCCUGAGUGACUGAGACAGUUUGCCAGGGUUAGCACAAACGUGGAGAUGGCCAAUUCUAGUAGCUACCAACUGUGCUUAUGACAAUAACAAGCAUGGUGGAGUUGUUGACGGCUCGGGCCUGCGCGCUCUGCCUUGCAUACUUUGUUGCGAUGUUUGCAGCAGCGGCGACGAGUAGCGCGAGCCCGGCUGUCAAGUAUGUGAGCGAACGGGAGGGCUGGCAGCGGGCCUGGACGCACGAAGCCAUGGAACCCAUGUACAACGCCAGCCUGUAUCCCGACCUGGCGGUGUUCGCGGGCCGCAUCCGGCUGCUGAGCGGGCUGGGCAUCGCCAACCAGCUGCGUCGCUACCACAUGAACAGCAGCCGCGUCAAGAGGGGCACGGCGGUGGUGGUCGUGCGCGGCGGCAGGGUGACGGGCCUGACCUUUGAGGACUUCAACCCGGCCUUCCGGAUACGGCUGGACUCUGUGGUGCGAGAGCUGCAGCGGCACCAGGACGCCGGCCACAUCACACUGCCCGACUCCGUGUUCAUACUCAACACGCGGGACGUGCCCGUGUGCUCACUGGGCUACUGCCUGGUGCCCAUGUUCAGUCCGGUCAAGGAGGUCCGGCCCGGCGGCAAGUCGUACAACGAGGACUUGCUGGUGCCGCACCUUGCCUACCCGGCCGAUGAGCUGGUGGAGGUGGAGCCGGCGGACAAGAUUCCCCGCGCCGGCAUUGCCAUCCACGCGGACGAGCCGGCGGGCAGCGAGGGCUCCUGCCGCUGGUUCGUGCGCAAGUUCGCGCGGGCCGGCGGCGCCGCGGCCCAAUGGAUCGACGUGUUGGAAGCCGGCGAGCUGAUCAAGCAGCAGGUGCAGGUGCUGGCGGCAGGCGGGGCAGCAGCAGCAGCCGGAGGAGGAGGAGGAGGAGGAGGAGGAGACGGAGGUGCAGAGGCGAGGAAGGCGAUGGAGGUGGCGGCGGGGGAGCGGCCGGUCAGCGGCAUGUCCGCCUACCCGGCCCCCGCCGCCUGCCUGGCUCGCUACCAGGUGGCCCUCAGUUGUGACAGCCAGGCCGCCAACCCCGGUCUGGCGGGGCUGCUGGCGUCCAACAGCCUGGUGCUCAAGGGCCGCAGCAACUGGGCGGAGUACUACUACCGGCUGCUAAAGGUUGUGAAGGAGGCGAUGCUCAAGUCCCAGGCGGCCAAGUGCGCCGCCAUUGUGGAGCGGGCGCAGCGCUUCGCCUACACCUACCUGUCGCAGCGGUCCAGGGCGCUGUUCUACGAGAAGGCCAUCACCGAGUACAACAAGCUUUUCGGGGAGGGCUACAUGCAGGCCACGGUGGCCGACCUGCCCCGCGACCGCCCCCUCGCCAUGUCAGACAUACUGGCGCUGCCCAUGUACCCGUCCACGUGGCGGCAGGGGCUGGCCUAGCGGAGGCGGUGGCGGUGGUGCGCGUGGGGCUGGCAGGGGUGGCGGUGGCAAGGCGGUGGUGGGGCUGGUAAGGCGGCGGUGGCAGGCGUUGCGCGUAAGGAUGGCUGCGACAGUGGUGGCAGGGUGGCAGUUUGAGUGCCGUGGGACGCGGCGGAUGCGCGGCGAGGUGGCUGGGUGUCGGCAUGAGAUGUGAGGGAUAGGGGCCGUUUGGUGGCAGCUUCGGGCGCAGGCGUGAGAUGGCAGUGCGUUGUUGCGUAGUAUUGUGUGGCGAAGCGGGGGUUAGGAUGGGAGCGCUGCCCGCGGGUGACCAUGGCGCAGCGGCGCGCGGGCCUGGGGCGUAGGGCUGGCUGAUUUCGCACAAUUGACUCUUUGGGUGGACUGUGUGGCCAAUUUGGGCCCGCUUGCCGCGCUCGCUCGUGAGUUUUAGUGCCGGAGUCAUUAUGCCAUACGGAAAGUAAAUCCUCACACGGUAUGUGGACCCGCAUACGGUAUGGCUGGACAGUGACGACAGUCCG
Messenger RNA from Chlamydomonas reinhardtii, 2341 nucleotides. RefSeq lists its product as uncharacterized. The coding region runs from base 513 to 1826 and encodes 437 amino acids. The record is from RefSeq and is a predicted model, not a curated record. NCBI's taxonomy places the organism in Eukaryota, Viridiplantae, Chlorophyta, Chlorophyceae, Chlamydomonadales, Chlamydomonadaceae. The transcript has 13 exons.